CGCUCCGCGCGUGCUGGCGGCGCAGCGCCCCGCGGCCGGCAGUGGCUGCCGCCCCGUCGGCGCCGCGGCGCGCCCGCGGAGGGGCGGCGCUGGGGGCGGCGGCUCGGCGGCGGCAACUUUUGGGAGCCGGCGGCGGCAGCGCGGAGGCUGCGCGGGGGAUGGCGGCGGCGGCGGCAGCGGUGGUGGUGGUGAGGCGGAGGCGCUGAGGCAGCGGCGGCGCGAUGCCGGCGGCGGCCGGGGGGCUGCUGUGGUGGAGCUGCUGCGUGCUGGCGGCGGCGGCCGGGGCCCCGCAGGUCGCCGCGGCGGCGCAGGCAGUGUGUGCCGGCACUGAGAACAAGCUGAGCUCCCUCUCUGACCUGGAGCAGCAGUAUCGGGCCCUGCGCAAGUACUAUGAGAACUGCGAAGUAGUUAUGGGCAACCUGGAAAUCACCAGCAUUGAGCACAACCGAGACCUCUCCUUCCUGCGGUCUAUCCGAGAAGUCACAGGCUAUGUUUUGGUGGCUUUGAAUCAGUUUGAAUACCUGCCAUUGGAGAACCUGCGCAUCGUUCGUGGGACCAAACUCUAUGAAGAGCGAUAUGCUUUGGCGAUAUUUCUUAACUACAGAAAGGAUGGUAACUUUGGACUCAGGGAGCUUGGCUUGAAGAACUUGACAGAAAUACUGAAUGGAGGGGUGUAUGUUGGCCAGAACAAAUUUCUUUGCUUCGCAGACACCAUUCAUUGGCAGGAUAUCGUGCGUAACCCCUGGGCCUCCAAUUUCACUUUGGUUCCAACGAAUGGCAGCUCAGGAUGUGGUCGAUGCCACAAAUCCUGCACAGGCCGGUGCUGGGGACCCACAGAGAAUCACUGCCAGACCUUAACGAAGACAGUGUGUGCAGAGCAGUGUGAUGGACGGUGCUAUGGGCCCUACGUCAGCGACUGCUGCCACCGGGAAUGUGCUGGAGGCUGUUCUGGACCUAAAGACACUGAUUGCUUUGCCUGUAUGAAUUUCAAUGAUAGUGGUGCAUGUGUCACGCAGUGCCCCCAGACUUUUGUAUACAAUCCUACCACCUUCCAACUGGAGCAUAAUCACAAUGCCAAGUACACCUAUGGGGCUUUUUGCGUCAAAAAGUGCCCACACAACUUUGUGGUGGAUUCCAGCUCUUGUGUCCGUGCGUGUCCGAGCUCCAAGAUGGAGGUUGAAGAAAAUGGUAUUAAGAUGUGCAAGCCCUGCACUGACAUUUGUCCUAAAGCAUGUGAUGGCAUUGGAACAGGGAGUUUAGUGUCAGCUCAGACGGUGGAUUCCAGCAACAUUGACAAGUUCAUAAACUGUACCAAGAUCAAUGGCAACCUUAUCUUCCUUGUUACUGGGAUUCAUGGGGACCCGUAUCACACAAUCGCCGCAAUCAAUCCGGAGAAAUUAAAUAUCUUCCAAACAGUGAGAGAGAUAACAGGGUAUUUAAACAUACAGUCGUGGCCUGAGAAUAUGACAGAUUUCAGGGUGUUUUCUAACUUGGUUACUAUCGGUGGAAGAGCUCUCUACAGUGGCCUUUCCUUACUCAUCCUGAAGCAACAAGGCAUUACCUCUCUGCAGUUUCAGUCCUUGAAGCAAAUCAGCGCUGGCAACAUCUACAUAACAGACAACAGCAAUUUGUGCUACUACCACACUGUCAACUGGACUAGCCUUUUCAGCACGCCCAGUCAAAAGACGGUGAUUCAUCGAAAUAAAAAGGCAGAGAACUGCACUGCUGAUGGAAUGGUGUGUAAUGAGUUAUGCUCAAGUGAUGGCUGUUGGGGGCCUGGGCCAGACCAGUGUCUCUCCUGCAAGCGCUUCAUCAGGGGAAGGACCUGCAUAGACUCUUGUAACCUGUAUGAUGGGGAAUUUCGAGAAUUUGCAAAUGGUUCUGUCUGUGUGGAGUGUGAUCCUCAGUGUGAAAAGAUGGAAGAAAACAUGAUCACGUGCUAUGGGCCGGGACCUGACCACUGCACGAAGUGUUUCCAUUUUAAGGAUGGUCCAAAUUGUGUGGAAAAAUGUCCUGAUGGCUUACAGGGGGCCAACAGCUUCAUUUUCAAAUAUGCUGAUGAGGAUCGUGAGUGCCAUCCAUGUCAUCCAAACUGCACCCAAGGGUGUAGAGGUCCCGCUAGUCAUGACUGCAUUUACUAUCCAUGGACACGACAGUCCACUUUACCACAACAUGCUAGAACCCCUCUGAUUGCUGCGGGAGUUAUUGGUGGCCUCUUCAUCGUCGUCAUUGUGGGCCUGACAUUUGCCGUGUAUGUUCGGCGCAAAAGCAUUAAAAAGAAGAGAGCAUUGCGAAGAUUCCUGGAGACUGAGCUUGUGGAACCCUUGACUCCAAGCGGCACAGCACCCAACCAAGCACAGCUUCGUAUCCUGAAGGAAACUGAGUUGAAACGAGUCAAGGUUCUUGGCUCUGGAGCCUUUGGAACUGUAUACAAGGGUAUUUGGGUGCCCGAGGGAGAAACCGUAAAGAUUCCUGUGGCCAUUAAGAUCCUUAAUGAGACCACUGGUCCAAAAGCCAAUGUGGAGUUCAUGGAUGAAGCUCUUAUCAUGGCCAGCAUGGACCACCCGCACCUGGUGAGACUCCUGGGUGUCUGCUUGAGCCCGACCAUUCAACUAGUCACUCAGCUGAUGCCUCAUGGCUGCCUGUUGGAUUAUGUUCAUGAACAUAAGGAUAAUAUUGGCUCCCAGCUUCUGCUAAACUGGUGUGUCCAAAUAGCUAAGGGAAUGAUGUACCUGGAAGAGAGGAGACUUGUCCACCGGGACUUGGCAGCCCGUAAUGUCUUGGUGAAAUCGCCAAACCAUGUGAAGAUCACCGACUUUGGCUUGGCCAGACUUUUGGAAGGGGAUGAGAAGGAGUAUAAUGCUGAUGGAGGGAAGAUGCCAAUUAAGUGGAUGGCUCUGGAGUGCAUACACUACAGGAAAUUUACCCAUCAGAGUGAUGUUUGGAGCUAUGGAGUCACUAUCUGGGAGCUUAUGACCUUUGGUGGGAAGCCGUACGAUGGAAUCCCGACUCGAGAGAUCCCUGACCUGUUGGAGAAGGGAGAGCGGUUGCCUCAACCUCCAAUCUGCACUAUUGAUGUUUAUAUGGUGAUGGUGAAGUGCUGGAUGAUUGAUGCUGACAGUCGGCCGAAAUUCAAGGAGCUGGCUGCUGAAUUCUCUAGAAUGGCUCGAGACCCUCAGAGAUACCUAGUAAUUCAGGGAGAUGAUCGUAUGAAGCUCCCAAGCCCAAAUGACAGCAAGUUCUUCCAAAACCUUCUCGAUGAGGAAGACCUGGAAGAUAUGAUGGAUGCUGAAGAGUAUCUUGUUCCUCAAGCCUUCAACAUCCCUCCUCCCAUCUACACCUCCAGGACAAGAAUUGAUUCCAACAGGAGUGAAAUUGGACACAGCCCUCCUCCUGCCUACACCCCUAUGUCAGGAGUCAUGAUGUUGAAAUUUCCUUGCACGCCUUUGCUGACAAACAAAAUGAACCAGUUUGUGUAUAGAGAUGGUGGCUAUGCUGCAGAGGUGCCGAUGCCAUACAGAGCUCCUGGCUGCAUAAUACCAGAAGCCCCAGUUGCUCAAGGGGCCACAGCAGAGAUCUUUGAAGAUACUUGCUGUAAUGGCACACUACGAAAACAAGUGGCAACCCUGUCAAAAGAGGACAGCAGCACCCAGAGGUACAGCGCUGAUCCCACGGUCUUCAUACCCGAGCGGGUCGUCCGAGGAGAGCUGGAUGAGGACGGGUACAUGACACCGAUGCGAGACAAAGCUAAAACAGAUUACCUAAACCCAGUGGAAGAGAACCCAUUUGUUUCCCGACGAAAGAAUGGAGAUCUCCAAGCUGUGGACAACCCAGAGUAUCACAACGCUCCAAACGGGCAGCCCAAAGCAGAGGAUGAGUAUGUGAAUGAGCCAUUGUACCUCAACACUUUUGCAAACACCUUGGAAAAUGCCGAGUACCUGAAGAACAAUUUGCCGGAGAAAGCCAAGAAGGCCUUUGACAACCCAGACUACUGGAAUCACAGCCUGCCCCCACGAAGCACCCUCCAGCACCCGGACUAUCUGCAAGAGUACAGCACAAAAUACUUUUACAAACAGAAUGGACGGAUCCGCCCCAUUGUGGCAGAGAAUCCUGAAUACCUCUCCGAGUUCUCCCUGAAGCCUGGCACUGUGCUGCCCCCGCCACCCUACAGACACCGAAAUACAGUGGUGUAGUGACUGCGGUCUUACGGAAGUGGAAAGGCAACCCCUUCUAGCUGCCUCGCUCUUUCUCUCUCUCCCUCCCUUCCUCCCUCCCUCCCUCCC
Grus americana (Whooping crane) is the source of this 4283-nucleotide messenger RNA. It is a transcript of the gene ERBB4, whose product is annotated as erb-b2 receptor tyrosine kinase 4. The transcript has 29 exons. NCBI's taxonomy places the organism in Eukaryota, Metazoa, Chordata, Aves, Gruiformes, Gruidae. Gene Ontology annotation, biological process: positive regulation of kinase activity; multicellular organism development; cell surface receptor protein tyrosine kinase signaling pathway. Gene Ontology annotation, cellular component: signaling receptor complex; basal plasma membrane. Gene Ontology annotation, molecular function: transmembrane receptor protein tyrosine kinase activity; epidermal growth factor receptor binding; ATP binding. The coding region runs from base 222 to 4193 and encodes 1323 amino acids. The record is from RefSeq and is a predicted model, not a curated record.